Danio rerio (zebrafish) is the source of this 1810-nucleotide messenger RNA. The record is from RefSeq and is a predicted model, not a curated record. Lineage: Eukaryota; Metazoa; Chordata; Actinopteri; Cypriniformes; Danionidae.
AUGGCGUUUAUUAAAGAGGAAAGUAAGGAUGUGAAGAUUGAAGAAACAUUCACAGUAAAACAUGAAGAUCUGCAGGAACAAGCAGACCUGAUGGUGCUGAAAGAAGAGACUCACCAAUGGAAUGAAAUGGAAGAGAAACAGUUUGAGAAACACCAAGAAAUAACAACUGAUGAAAAACACACACUGACCGAAAAGACUUCAUCAUGCGAAAGACCUCGGAAAUCCAAAUGUCGUCAGUGUGGAAAAUGUUUCAGUCGAAAACACAACCUUCAAGUCCACAUGAGAAUUCACACUGGGGAGAAGCCUUACCCUUGCCCUCAGUGUGGAAAGAGUUUUAAGCAAAAUGGCUACCUUAAAGUCCACAUGAGAACUCACACUGGAGAGAGGCGCUACACAUGCCAACAGUGUGGACAACGCUUCUAUACUACAGGAAACUUUGCACAGCACAUGAGAAUUCACACUGGAGGGAGGCUGUACACAUGCCUACAGUGUGGAAAAAGCCUCUAUCAGUCAGCAAACUUGGCAGCGCACAUGAGAAUUCACACUGGGGAGAAGCCUUACUCUUGCAAUCAGUGUGGAAAGAGUUUUAAGCAAAAUAGCACCCUUGAAGACCACAUAAGAACUCACACUGGAGGCAUAAUUUUUACUUGCACACAGUGUGGGAAAGGUUUUGCUCAAAAGCAAGACCUUGAGAUCCACAUAAUGAUUCACAAUGGAGAGAAACCUUACUUUUGCACAGAGUGUAGUAAAAGUUUCAGAUGUAAAACUUCACUCAAACACCACAUGAUAAGUCACACCGGAGAGAAGCCGUUUACAUGUGCUCAGUGUGGAAAGAGCUUCACAACCAAAGCUAGCCUCAAGAACCACAUGAAUGGUCACAUUGGAACCAUAGUGUUCACAUGUGAUCAGUGUGGAAAGACUUUCACACGCAAAGACACCAUUAGGAAACACAUGAAGAUUCACUCACGAGAGGAUCGUUUUAGAUGCAGUGAAUGUGGAAAGGGCUUUAAAUGUAAAAGAAGCCUCAACACUCACAUGAAGCUUCACAAUGGGGAGCAGAGUCCUCAAAAUUGAGGCUUUGUCCAGCGGAGCUUAGGGCACUUGAAAACAUAUCAAGUUACUGGAAAUGAAACCCUUUGAACACCUGAAGAUUUAAACUCAAUAACUGAGGAGGGGUGAAGAUUUUUUUUUUUUUUUGUAGUGUAGAUCAUGGGUCACAGUGCAGUACCAGGUUGUAAGAGUUUCAACUUUAUAUUGAACCAAUAACCAUGUUUUUGCACAUUGCACACUUCCAUCAAAUGGUCAGCACUAAAAAGAAAAUUAGAAAGAUUAGGGAGGAGAAACUGUCCUGCACCCUUUGUUUUGAUAAUUUAUAUAGUUUUUUUUUUUAUAUGUAAUUCAUAUUGUUUGAUUGUCAUUUACGUGAACAAACACAGAUUUGCCUCCAGUUUUGGACUUUUGUCUGCAAUUUACAAAAUUUGUUGGCGAAUGAAAAUCCGGCUUAUCUCAUGUGGUGUGAACUCGCCAUAAGGCAAUGACAGUGACUGACUCCCUAAAACCCUGUUCAGACUACACAAUGCCAUUUGCCAGUUGCAACAGAUCAGAUAUGUGUCAGAUUAUUAUGUGGUUUCGGGUAACAAAUGACGACUUUGGUUUCAAAACCCUAAACAUUUAUUUUGAUGGACUGAUUUAAGAAAGGAAAAAGCUUUCUUUAUAAAGACAAUUUAGCUUUCUGUACACAACUGGUUACCUUUAAAGAUAUGUUCAUGUGAAAACUCACAUUACUACAAAUAAAUUGGUGUAUGGGAAA